GAGGCUCCAGACCGGAGGCGACGGGGCGGUAACAGCGGCGAGUGGGUCCUUGUGGCCUAGAAAAAUCCUGCAAAAAUGUCUCUGUAUCCAUCUCUUGAAGACCUGAAAGUAGACAAAGUUAUUCAGGCUCAAACUGCCUUUUCUGCAAACCCUGGCAACCCAGCAAUUUUGUCUGAAGCUUCUGCUCCCAUCUCUCAAGAUGGAAAUCUCUAUCCUAAAUUGUAUCCGGAGCUCUCCCAGUACAUGGGCCUGAGUUUAAAUGAAGAAGAAAUCCGUGCAAAUAUGGCCGUGGUCUCUGGAGCACCAGUUCAGGGGCAGUUGGUGGCAAGACCUUCUAGUAUGAACUAUAUGGUGGCUCCUGUAACUGGUAAUGAUGUUGGAAUUCAUAGAGCAGAAAUUAAGCAAGGGAUUCGUGAAGUCAUUUUGUGUAAGGAUCAAGAUGGAAAAAUUGGGCUCAGGCUUAAAUCAAUAGAUAAUGGCAUAUUUGUUCAGCUGGUCCAGGCAAAUUCUCCAGCCUCAUUGGUUGGUCUGAGAUUUGGGGACCAAGUACUCCAGAUCAAUGGGGAAAACUGUGCAGGCUGGAGCUCUGAUAAAGCACACAAGGUACUCAAACAGGCUUUUGGAGAGAAGAUUACUAUGACUGUUCGUGACAGGCCCUUUGAAAGGACAGUUACCAUGCAUAAGGAUAGUACUGGACAUGUUGGCUUUAUCUUUAAAAAUGGAAAGAUAACAUCCAUAGUGAAAGAUAGUUCUGCAGCCAGAAAUGGUCUUCUCACAGAACAUAACAUCUGUGAAGUCAAUGGGCAGAAUGUCAUUGGGCUGAAGGAUUCUCAAAUUGCAGACAUACUGUCAACAUCUGAGACUGUAGUUGCUAUUACAAUCAUGCCUGCUUUUAUCUUUGAACAUAUUAUUAAACGGAUGGCACCAAGCAUUAUGAAAAGCCUGAUGGAUCAUACCAUUCCUGAAGUUUAAAAGUCUUGGCACAACGGAAACUUCACUGAACUCCAGUUUACUUCUUGGGCAACUUAACUUUAUAUUAUGCACAUGAAGCUUUCUAGGAGCCAGAGAGCAUAUGCUGCAUGAAGACCUUUCUAUCUUACAUUAUGGCUGGGAAUCUUACUGUUCUGAUUGGAUAUCUUGUUCACACUUCAAGAUCAUUGUAGCCUUAUCCUGGUUUUACUGAUGUGAAACUUUGGACAGAUUU
This is a messenger RNA of Neogale vison (American mink), 1204 nucleotides long. Its product is annotated as syntenin-1-like. The coding region runs from base 76 to 972 and encodes 298 amino acids. Gene Ontology annotation, cellular component: plasma membrane; cytoplasm. The record is from RefSeq and is a predicted model, not a curated record. The transcript has a single exon. Lineage: Eukaryota; Metazoa; Chordata; Mammalia; Carnivora; Mustelidae. Gene Ontology annotation, biological process: positive regulation of transforming growth factor beta receptor signaling pathway. Gene Ontology annotation, molecular function: syndecan binding.